ACGGGAUGCCAAUUUAACCAGCAAAUUCAGUCCCUGACAGAAUUCGAAAUAUUUAUCAACAUAACUUGAACGUUUUGAAUUAGAAGUUUCGAUUAGUUUGAAUAUGGCUCAGUGAUAAUAUGAAGAUCGAUAUGAACGUAACAAAAUAAAUUAGCUAAAGAAACUAGAAGUGAACAAUGAAGAACUUGUUAUUAUUAGGGUCCAUUUGUUUAUCACUGUCACUUGUUGCUGCCAAUGAGACUCAAAAGAGAAAAUUACAAAUUGGAAUUAAAAAGCGUGUAGAAAAAUGUAACGUUCGAUCAAAAAAAGGCGACACGUUGUAUGUACAUUAUGUGGGCACUUUGGAAGAUGGUACGGAGAUUGAUAGCAGUUCCAUUCAUGGCGAGCCCUUGCCGGUGACCUUAGGCUACCGCCAAGUUAUCAAAGGCUGGGAGCAAGGUCUUAUGGGAAUGUGUGAAGGGGAAAAAAGAAAAUUGGUAAUACCAUCAGAUCUAGCAUAUGGAUCACCUGGGGCAUUACCAAAGGUACCUCCUGAUGCUACUGUCAUAUUCAUGGUGGAAUUAGUGAAACUUGUACCAAAGGAAGAACUAGCAGAAGUUGAUGAUGUUGUAAUAAGAGAAGAACUCUAAAUGUUAAUGUGUUUAUAUCCUGACAUUUUUUUAACAUUGUCAACUCCAUUAAAGCACUGCAUGGUCAAUGUUUCAUAUAAUUGGACAAUCUCCACUAGAAAGAUUUAGUGAACAUGGAAGUACGAAUAGGAAGUAAUUCAAUCUGAUCGUGGGUUAUAAAAAAUGAAUUUAUAAGUCAAAAUAUGGUUAUUACACUGACAAAAAACUAAUUUAACUCAUAUAGGCGAUUAUGUGGAAAUAAUAAAUUCUCGGACAAUGUUGGUUUUAAAAAUAUGGUGUGAAUAUAUUCAAUCUUUCAUCGAUGUAUUGGAGUACAUAAAUCAGGACAGGGGAAGGGAAUUCAUUCUAACCCGAUAUACCAUGUUGGAACCGGAUUUUAUACACCAUCAACAACGGAAUUUUGAAGUCAAUCGGCUGUUGAUGUUUAUCACAGAAAGAAAAGAACGAGAAAAGUAUUUUGUGCAUUAUAACAAGCAACACUGAAGAAAUUACUGUGAAAUAAGAAAAUAUUAUCAAUGUGAAUCAUUGCUUUGACUUUCAUAAAAACAUAUACAUGAACCUGUCAUCCAUAUUUUGGCACAUACUAUGCACUUUCGUUAUUUACAGCUUCAGUGCUGAAGCCCAGUUCUGAAAAACGAGGUUCUAAUGUAUAUUUUAUAUUUAUACCAGCGUUAGUUGAAUGUAAAAUUUUAAAUUUAAAUUCUGUACAUGCAAAUGAAUCUGAUGAGUGGAUAAUUUGGAUUUAUGAGCCAGUUGAAAAUCAAAUAUGUUCUUCAUUAAUUAUACUACUGAACUGAAGCAGAACUUACUUUUUUUGAAAACCAAACGCGCUAAGCAGACAUUGCUGUCCUUGUAUUUGGGAUUUUUUCUUUACUGGUUGAAACUUCUUAUUUACACGUGCUCGAGAUACGUCAUUCUGAAAUUAUGAAAGAUUUGUAAAGCAGCAAAAUUCAUCGUUGAACCUAUAAAAACUUGAAUUACCUUUA
Athalia rosae (coleseed sawfly) is the source of this 1615-nucleotide messenger RNA. Its product is annotated as peptidyl-prolyl cis-trans isomerase FKBP2. The transcript is spliced from 3 exons. Gene Ontology annotation, biological process: protein peptidyl-prolyl isomerization. The record is from RefSeq and is a predicted model, not a curated record. Bases 177 to 629 code for a protein of 150 amino acids. NCBI's taxonomy places the organism in Eukaryota, Metazoa, Arthropoda, Insecta, Hymenoptera, Athaliidae. Gene Ontology annotation, molecular function: peptidyl-prolyl cis-trans isomerase activity.